AUGAAACCUAAGAGCGAGGCAAGGGCCGCGAUAUACGGAUUGGUUGAACAUAUGUUCAACCACCUUUAUGAUAGCACUUCUAGCGGUCACUCGGUUCGGCUUCUCAAGAAAUACGCCCUGGAGGUCGCUUCGGGUAAAGUUGAUGGAAAAAACGUGGUUUUGAUGAUACGAAAAAACCAUAAAGUGGUCCCUGAGUUUGACCUUAAUGACGGCAAUCUCAAACAGGAGUGCAAGCUCGUAGCUGCCAAAUAUGGCGUUGAUAACAUGGAGCAUAAAGUGGCGGAUGGAAACUAUCGAAUCGCAUUGUGUGAGGUUCUGACAGGUAAAUCUAUGCAGUAUCUUCCGAUCCUCGUUGCGCUGACAGGUGUUGUGUUUCAAGAGGACGAUUCAUCUUGUUCAUAUUUCACCGACACCGGAACGACUAGAACCUACCGCCAGGUGAUAGAUAAUGAGGAGGAGAUGUCUUCGGAAGAUCUUGAAAUAGUCUAUCGUUUGCAGGCCACUGUCUUGGCCUUGGAGGCUAUUGGCUCUGUCCCUGUCGCCAACGACCCUGUCUUAGAUGCUAUCACUGGCCGUGAUGCCGAUUAUGCCUGGGAGAAUGAGCCAAGGCCUGAAUUUCGAGCUGGUUAUGAGGAGUUUAGGAGGCGGUUGUAA
Messenger RNA from Truncatella angustata, 654 nucleotides. RefSeq lists its product as uncharacterized. Bases 1 to 654 code for a protein of 217 amino acids. NCBI's taxonomy places the organism in Eukaryota, Fungi, Ascomycota, Sordariomycetes, Amphisphaeriales, Sporocadaceae. The transcript has a single exon. The record is from RefSeq and is a predicted model, not a curated record.